GCGUUCGCCGCUGAGGACCCCGACUGAGCCACUCUCCUCUCCGUCCUCUCUUUCGGCUGCCACACGAAAACAGGAAACCCCCAAAAAUACAAAUUAUAUUAAGAAAAAUAAAGCACAUCUCCAGCAACGAUAUCUAUCGCCUCAUCUCGAGAACGCGAAAGCCUCCGGCCGUGGGCGCCGACCGACCAGGCGAAGGAUGAUGAUGAACUUCAGGGACUGGAUCUCAUACCGGCUCGGGUCGUCGCUGCUGGCGGCGAGGCCGUUCGCCAUCUCCCGGUCCGACGCCGGCGCCUCCCAGGGCGAUGGGGAAGGUACAACACAAAGUGAGUUUGUAGAAACCGUAUCCGCCAACAGAUUUCCUUCCAAUGAUAGCCGUGCACUAGAGGUCACAUCCAACCCACAGGCUGUUUCCUCUGGUCUUCUUCAGCCAGAUCAUGAUCACAACAAGUCAGAUCCACUAAAGCAAGUUGAGGCACUUCAAAUUAAGUUUUUGCGGCUGGUACACAGGACUGGAGUGCCUCCCAGUACCAAUGUAGUUGCACAGGUACUGUACAGACUGCAGCUUGCCAACUUGAUCAAGGCUGGUGAAUCAGAUGCGAAGACAACUAACCUUGCUAUCAACAAAGCCAGAGUUAUAGCAGCAGAACAAGAAGCACCCGGUGAACCUGAUUUGGACCUCCCCUUGCGAAUUCUUCUUCUGGGAAAGACUGGUGUGGGAAAGAGCGCCACAAUAAACUCCAUGUUUGAUGAAACAAAGGUUGCUACUAAUGCACUUGUUCCUGGUACUAGUAGGAUAAAGAGGGUUCAUGGAAAUAUCAAAGGAGUAAGAGUUACAGUUAUCGACACACCUGGUCUGCUACCUCAUUACCAUAGCCAACGGAGGAACAGGAAGAUUUUGCAUGCUGUCAAGCGUUUCAUUAAAAGAAACCCGCCUGAUAUCGUCCUGUACUUUGAGCGGCUUGACCAUAUUAACAGCAGAUGCAGUGACUACCCUCUGCUGAAGCUUAUAACUGAUACCUUGGGUUCUUCGAUAUGGUUCAACACUGUCCUUGUAAUGACUCACUGUUCCUCAUCUCCUCCUGAAGGACCAGAUGGUCAUCCUUUGGAAUAUGACGCGUACACCCGUUACUGUAAGAAUGUCGUGGAGCGUCAUAUCCAGCUAGCAGCUUCUAACACACAGCUGGAGAACCCUAUUGUUCUGGUUGACAAUCAUCCAAUGUGCAGACGGAACACCAGGGGUGAAAGAGUUUUGCCAAAUGGGCAGGUAUGGGUAUCAGAACUUCUUUUGCUGUGUGGGGCGACCAAGUUGUUAGCAGAAGCAAAUUCCUUACUAAAGUUCGAAGAUAGUUUUCUGCUGUCACAAGCAAAUGCCAGGCUGCCUUCACUCCCUCAUCUUCUUUCAUCACUCCUUAAACCUUCUGUGUCAUUGAGUACUGAGGGUGUUGACAAUGAGAUGACUGAGCUAUCAGAUGAGGAGGAUGAAUAUGAUCAGCUACCACCUUUCCGUGUUCUAAAAAGAUCUGAAUAUGAAAAGUUGACCAAAGAACAGAGAACUGCAUAUCUUGAUGAACUGGACUACCGUGAGACUUCAUACCUCAAACAGCAGUGGAAGGAGGGAAUCCGGAGCCAAAAGCUUGCUGAAGCCCAAAACACCGAAGCAUCAUCUGCAGUCGCUGAUGAUUAUGAAGAGAGCACAUCCCCAGUUGUGCACAUAUCAGAUAUGGAAAUCCCAUUAAGUUUUGACUCUGAUUAUCCAGCACACCGCUACCGUCACGUUAUAACUAAUGAUCAGUUGUUUAGACCAGUUUUGGAUCCCCAAGGAUGGGACCAUGAUAUUGGGUUCAAUGGUAUCAAUUUUGAAUCAUGUCAUGACUUAAAAAAGAACAUAUCAACAUCUAUUGCUGGACAGAUGAUGAAGGACAAAGAAGACAUGUAUAUCCAGUCGGAAUGUUCAGUAAGCUAUAGUGAUCAAAGGCGCUACUCAUUGAUGGGGGGCAUGGAUAUGCAAACAGCGAGUAAGGAUUUGGUUUUUACUGUUCAUGGGGAUGCCAGGUUCCAAAAUCUGCCUUGGAACACCACCGGAGGAGGUAUUUCUGUUACUAAAUUCGGGUCAAAGUAUUUUUCUGGGGCCAAAUUAGAAGACUCCAUCACCAUUGGGAAACGAAUCCACUUGGUAGCCAAUGCCGGGAGGAUGGUUGGCGGUGGACAAGUGGCAGAUGGAGGUGGCCUGGAAGUCACAGUAAGGGGGAAAGACUACCCUGUGAGAGAAGGGAGCACCAGCAUGGCGGCCACUGCUCUGUCGUUCGAGAAAGAGACUGUAAUCGGGGCGAAUCUUCAGUCUGUCUUCCGAGUGGGCCAUGGGUCAAAAUUAUCGGUCAGCGCAAACGUAAACAGCAGAAAUCUAGGCCGGCUCUGUGUCAAGAUCAGCACGUCAGACCAUGUGGAAAUAGCUCUGGUCGUGGCCGUAUCACUGGUCCAGUUCUUGCUAAGGAGAAGAUUGCUGCCGACUGGCAAAGGCCACCAACAGCUUGACACCGACUUAGAUGAGUAAUAAGUGAACAGAUAGACGGAAGAGUAGACAGCCAUUUCAUGAUGUAAACGUUCAGCAGUUGGGAGUCGUACCUGGUCAAGCUACUGUACCCGCCGCUAAUGUGGGGCUCCUAAUUGUACAGAUUUCCUAAAUCUAUGUCUGAUUAUAUUUUAUUUUGAAACAA
Triticum urartu is the source of this 2714-nucleotide messenger RNA. RefSeq names its product Avirulence induced gene (AIG1) family protein (gene TOC90). Gene Ontology annotation, molecular function: GTP binding. Lineage: Eukaryota; Viridiplantae; Streptophyta; Magnoliopsida; Poales; Poaceae. Gene Ontology annotation, biological process: protein targeting to chloroplast. Gene Ontology annotation, cellular component: chloroplast outer membrane. The record is from RefSeq and is a predicted model, not a curated record.